Scaptodrosophila lebanonensis is the source of this 1580-nucleotide messenger RNA. It is a transcript of the gene SmydA-7, whose product is annotated as SET domain-containing protein SmydA-8. The transcript is spliced from 4 exons. The coding region runs from base 65 to 1531 and encodes 488 amino acids. The record is from RefSeq and is a predicted model, not a curated record. Lineage: Eukaryota; Metazoa; Arthropoda; Insecta; Diptera; Drosophilidae.
UUUGGCCGCCCUGACAAAGACGAAUCGGACACGUAACUAUCCGCUGGCAUAAGUAGCCGUGAAAAUGCAAGAAUUUAGUGAGAAAGUGCAAAGUGCCUAUGAGGAGAAGCUGGGCAGACAUUUGGUGGCUAGUAUAAAUAUUGAAGCCGGCGAGACGUUACUGGAGGAGGCACCGCUGCUGGUGGCACCCCACUGGGAAUGUGGCCAACUUAAAUGUGCCCAAUGUCUUCAGGAAUCGUACAUCAUAUGCAAGAGGUGUCAAGUUUAUCCCUUGUGCAUGGAUUGCGACGAACACGACGAUUUUGAAUGUAAGUUCUUUAGCACUGGCGCAGGUUGUGCUAUUAACAAGGAUCUACUGGUCAAAAACUAUGGGGUUUGUGCACUGCUUAAGCUGCUGCUGCUUCUGGAGAAUCCGGAGACUCGUGCCAACUGCCAAACGCUCAUAGAGAAGCCCAUCAAAUUGGAGGACUAUCGCCACAACGACGGCGGCAUGUGGCAGGAGCACGAAGAGCAACUGGUUAAGCCAAUAAUGUCCAGCGGCUUGCCAGAGGCAAUAAAGUUCCAAGAAGUCACAUCGGAUCUGAUACAUGCCUAUUGUAUACGUAUCGAUAGCCACGCCUUUGAGGUGACCGCACGCGAUGGGGAUACGUUAAAGGGUGUUUAUAUAUGCGGUGCCAGUUUGCCUCAUCACUGCGUGCCCAAUACGGUGUUGGCCCUGGACGAGCAAUUCAACAUGAAGCUCUACGCCGCCGUACCGCUCAAAGCCGGCGACAUUAUUUACAACUCGUACACAAAUCCAUUGAUGGGCACCACUCAGCGGCAACAUCAGCUACGGCUGAGUCGGCAUCAGGAGUGCAGCUGCUCCCGUUGUCUGGAUCCCACCGAGCUGGGCACCCACAUGAGCAGCAUGAAGUGCAGGCAAUGUCCUGGUGGCUAUGCAAUCUGUGAUUUGAGCGGCAGUGGCGAUUGGGUUUGUGAGGGCUGUGGGGCAGUUCUGCCCGCCGCCGAGGUUCACGAGCUACUGGCUGAAGUAGGUGCCGCCUUGGUAGAAGUACAAGGAGAAUUGCCUGUCUUUGAGGCUUUGCUGGCACAAUACAAACCUCUACUGCAUCCGAAUCACUUCCUCUUGCUGGACAUCAAACAAAACAUAGCAAGUAUUUUGCGUGCAGCCAUACUGAUGAAUUCCCUGGCAGAACCUUGCAAGAAGCUGCUGGAGCGACGUGUUCAGUUGUGUGGCGACUUACUGCCAGUCACCCGCGCCGUGGUGCCAGGCAUUUCUAAAUUGUAUGCCAUCGCCUUGUUUGAGUUUCUACUGGCCUCUGUAGAUCUAAGUGAGAUGCAAUUCGCCGAAAGCGAUGUGACCAAGCAGGAAUAUGUAGCGCAACUAACUCGCUUACGAGCUAUUGGUAAAGAGGCAUUGGAUUUAUUGCGUCUUGAGCCGGAAAAUUCAGCAGAAGGCUAUCUAGUGGAGCGCAUUGGCAUGGAGCUUGAGCGCAUAGAAUCGGAUUUAAUGAAAUACGGACGGCUUUAAAAACAUAUUUAUAUGUAUAUAAAAAACAGGAAAAGAAAAACUAAAAUUU